GCGUCAUGCAUGGCGUCACCCGCCACACGACCCUCUGUACCCUGAUGUAGCCAGGCCUCUACCUCACCUCCCAGCGCAGUCUCCACACACACAGGACCUGCACACCCGGGUAGCCACCCGGCCCCUGCCAGUCCUCCUCCUAGCCCUGACUACCAGCACUGGUCAAACUGUGAGUCGCUGGAUGGAAGGGUAGACAAACUUUAACCCAUUCACCGCAAGUUCCAAGCUGCGCUGUGCUGCAACAUUUGUCGGCGUCUUCUGUAAUCCAAUUUUUUCAGUCCUUUUUGACAAGAAUGUACGGAGCCAUCUGCAACUCCCGGGGUCCUCCUCGACACAGUAACCCUAGUCACUACACCAAAGAGGAGAUUUCUUCUGGUCGUCCCUCCCUUCAGAGUGAAACCCGGGGCAACAGUAACUGCAAUGAUGUUACUUACGUGGAAUACUGCGGCGCAUCCUCUGGCGGCUCUAAGCCUGCAGCCUCCAAGUCCUUCAUCAGUCAAGAUGCAGACAGGCUCGCCAAAGAAUGGACUAACUUCAUUUGUAAAGAAGUCUGCCUUGCUGAAAUGGACAAAAAUGAUUCCAAUGAGGCCAGUGAUCGUUGUCGAGACAGUGUCCUGCGUGACCAGACCAAGGAGGAAGAUCCUGCUUCUGAUGUACGAUGGCCGGACACCGGGUGUCAGGAAGUCUAUCCUGCUAGAGAGGCUGAAGAAUACUGUAGAGCUACUGGUGAUCACUAUAAAUGUAAUGCAACUUGUGCCCAGCUCAGUGGUAGAGGUCUUCAUGAAUCUACUGUAGAAUGGCCUGGAAGUCAGUUUACUGAAGUCUGUACGACAAUUAACCGAUGUCAAGACAACCGCCCAGACAGGUGUUGCACCAGGUGUAGGAGACCUUUGUCAGGUGAGGAGUAUGGUGGAGCCCUCAGGUCUGUGUGCGAUCGAGACUCGCCGAGUCCUCUCUGCAGAUACGCUGCCCCUGACCACCACCAGGAGUCAAUCUACCUGAGGUCUUGCAGUCGGUGUGAUGGCUUUCAGCUUUGUAAUCCAGUAACCAGCCUCUUCUACGAUCAAACACACUGUGCUAAAGUCUGCCAACGCAUAGAGGGCGCUCGACCAUAUGAUGCACAGGUCCUUGCUGUCAUCAAACAUAGCAGGUCUGUGAAGAUAACACAAGAUUGUACCGAAGGCGCACCAUCGUUCAGGAGGUGAAUUCUCAGGGAAAGGGGCUCAUUUUCUACAAAAGUGAAACACUGUCCACAACAGGGGGACCAUGAGCUGAACUCACUGGAGGCAACGUGGAGACCGGCGCUCAUCUCACUCAUGUUUGUUGUUGUCUUGCCUGUCAACCGCCAUUCUCUCCCGAAUCCAGAAUUUUCACGAAUUCUUAUUACAUUUGGUGAGGUCAGGUGUUGACCUGGACUCUCUGCUGCUGACUGAGCUUUAGCUGUCAUUAAAACACUGUGCCCCCAAACA
This is a messenger RNA of Pomacea canaliculata, 1469 nucleotides long. RefSeq lists its product as uncharacterized. The transcript is spliced from 10 exons. Bases 294 to 1205 code for a protein of 303 amino acids. The record is from RefSeq and is a predicted model, not a curated record. NCBI's taxonomy places the organism in Eukaryota, Metazoa, Mollusca, Gastropoda, Architaenioglossa, Ampullariidae.